GCGCAUUCGAGGACACGUCACAUAAAGAAAGAGGUAUAUACCGCGUUGAGUCGAGCGCGCGCGUUCAGUUCGCCCCCAGUUUUCGUCGAGUGAAUUUCGCCAAAACUGAAUGGAUCCCCGUGUGAUAAUGCCCCAUCGUAACAUCGAAAAAACGCGCAAAACCCGCAUGAAAUUCGAAAAGGCCCGCCAGACCAUUACCAACCCGAAGCGCAUGCGUCCCCAAAUCCCCUACACGAGGAGUCAGUAGCGCGCUGGAUUUUGCCGAAAACGAAAUGGAGAAAAUGAUUGCGGGUUUUUUGAGUAGUCCGAGCGUCCUUGUCGCGAUUUUCCUCGGCGGGAGUGUUUUAUUGCUGUUUUACAUUUUAAAAUUGUUCAAAAUCGAGCACGAGGAGCAGCAUCAAAAUGAGCCAGCGUCGGGCCCCAAGAGAGAUCCCGUCGCCAAAUCCAAGAAAAAACCCACGUGGAAUCGCGCUGAUAAGCCGCAAAAUUUCACCAAUCCGUGGCUGCUCAAAACGCUCAAAAGCCACACCGGACAAGUCCUCAACAUUGAUUAUUCGGCCUCCGGGAAAUAUCUAGCGUCUUGUGCCGAAGAAGACCCCCCCGAGAUGAACCCCGAUUCGAACAAGGAGAAUCUCCCCGAGGAGGAGUCCAGCCCGCGCAGCAAGGGCUUAUCGCGUCGUCAGCGAAAAAACCGGCGUCCAAAUUCCCCCGACGCUAAGAAAAAAUUCAAAACGGAACCUCUGAGGCAGUGCCUCAAGUUCAACAUCUCGGAGCGCACAUUCGCCGACUUGUUACACCCUCACUUGCUCACCUACGAGCAGCUAUUCGCGAUGGGCUACCCUGUACAUUCGCCAUCGCACAACAAUUCGGUCGUUUUCUUCAACUAUAGCCACUUCAAACCGCCGAUUUUCGACGUGAACGCGCGGGAAUUCGUCCCGAAUCAGGGCGGCUAUGACAGCCACAGCUCGAGCGAUUCGAGCGAAUCUGAAAGUUCGGGCUCGGAACCCGACUACGAUCCUGCGAAGGACCAAGGCAUCGAACGUGUGUGUGUGCGGUGCGGACGCGGGUUUUUCACCACCAAUAAGGAGUACCUCACCCAGGAGCGGUGUAACUACCACUGGGGAAAGCUACACACAGUUAACGCACUCGCCACCUACUCGUGUUGCAAAGGCAAGCCGGGCUCAGUGGGCUGUGCGACGUGCAAACUCCACGUGUGGAGCGGUGUUGUCAGUGGGGUUAACGGCCCGUGCGAGGGCUUCGUCAAAACGCGGCAAAAAAAAUCAAUCCCGAGUGAUGGCAACUAUGGGGUUUACGCCCUCGAUUGUGAGAUGUGCUACACUGUGGCGGGCCUGGAGGUGACCAAGGUCACGGUGGUGGCCAUGGACGGGCGCUUGGUGUACGACGCUUACGUCAAGCCGAAAAACGAGAUUGUCGAUUACAAUACCCGAUUUUCGGGGAUUACCGCAAAAGACUUGAAGCCGAGUGCGACCAAGACGCUCAAGGAGGUGCAGAACGACCUGCGGGGGUUCAUCAGUGCGGACACCAUCCUCAUAGGGCACGGGCUGGAGAACGACCUCAGGGGGCUCAAAAUUGUGCAUAAGACUGUGGUGGACACGGCGUGGUCCUUCCCCCAUUACAACGGGCUGCCGUACAAGCGCUCGCUGAGGUCGCUCGUCUCCACGUUUCUGAAGCGCGAGGUGCAAAGUGGCCCCCAUAACAGUUACGAGGACGCUUGCGCCUGCAUGGAACUGAUGCUGUAUAAAGUUAGGAAAGAAAAUAAAGGUUACAAAAUCAUGUGACAUGUUAUCAUGCUUUAUUUAUUAAACGCGUCAUUUGUCAUUACUAUGUGAUAUCGUGUUCCUAGUGAAUCUCAUUACGUGAUAUUUACGCAGGAAUCAAUGCAAGUUUUUAUGUUUUUUGAUUACUUUAAGGACGUAAUUAGUGUACAAAGUGGUCAAGACUAAAGUUCCUAGCAACUUUUUUACAUUUUGUACGGACUGUAGAUUCAGCCAGUUUGCCACUCGUUUAUGUGAAAUAGUAUUACCCUAGACUUAAGUCACUUGUGUUCAUUUGUUUGUUAUUUGUUUAAAUUAGGCAAAAAGGCUGUGCUGAAACGUGAUACAGUUGUAUCUAUUUUUAAUAAACCGUUUUUUAAUUAA
Messenger RNA from Tribolium castaneum (red flour beetle), 2159 nucleotides. Its product is annotated as transducin beta-like protein 2. The record is from RefSeq and is a predicted model, not a curated record. Lineage: Eukaryota; Metazoa; Arthropoda; Insecta; Coleoptera; Tenebrionidae. Gene Ontology annotation, biological process: endoplasmic reticulum unfolded protein response. The transcript is spliced from 3 exons. Gene Ontology annotation, molecular function: protein binding; nucleic acid binding; exonuclease activity. Gene Ontology annotation, cellular component: nucleus; endoplasmic reticulum. The coding region runs from base 273 to 1799 and encodes 508 amino acids.